Molecule: messenger RNA, 979 nt
Organism: Juglans microcarpa x Juglans regia
Lineage: Eukaryota; Viridiplantae; Streptophyta; Magnoliopsida; Fagales; Juglandaceae
Product: elicitor-responsive protein 3
Exons: 5
Coding region: 309-752 (147 amino acids)
Source: RefSeq, a predicted model, not a curated record
ACGCAUAGGGAUUUUCAACGGUUAAACCUUAAUACGAAAGAAACCGCGUCCGACGUUAUCGGCUAGGAACUCGGGGGGUUGAUCGGGACGGUCUAUCUCGGACCGAAUUGCCUCGUUUAAUGAUAGGGUAACCCUAUCACUACCCUACAUAUAUAGAACGUAGCAUUCUCUGACAUAUUCCUCGUAAAAGAUUCCGAGAGAAAAGAGAGCGAGAGAGAUCCGAGGUAAAACAGGAAAGGUUCUUUCAUAUUUCAUCGUCCUUUUGGUCUGUCUCGUGGGGAUCUGUCUGUCCCAUUCACUUUUCAAAGAUGCCUCAAGGAACCCUCGAAGUCCUUCUUGUUUGUGCCAAGGGACUGGAAAACACCGAUUUUCUCAAUAACAUGGAUCCGUAUGUCAUCCUCAUUUGCCGCAGUCAAGAGCAAAAAAGCAGUGUUGCAUCAGGAAAAGGGACUGAACCGGAGUGGAACGAGAAUUUUGUCUUCACAAUUUCAGACAGUAUUUCAGAACUCACACUGAAAAUAAUGGACAGCGAUGCUGGUAGUGGCGACGAUUUUGUGGGAGAAGCUAACAUUCCACUAGAGCCAUUGUUUAUGGAAGGAAGCCUCCCUCCAGCUGCAUACAAUGUAGUUAAGGACGAAGAAUUUCGUGGAGAGAUUAGAGUUGGCCUCACUUUCACUCCUGAGGUGCACGGCGAGCGAGAUUUUCGCGGGGAAGAGGAAAGCUAUGGUGGAUGGAAAGAGUCUGCCAUAUAGAGAAUGAUCAACUCAAUCAUUCAGCAGCUUUUUCUAGAACUUACCAUUACACCAUUAUCUGGGAAUUGAAAUCAUAAGCUACAUGUUUUCUUCGACUGAUUCUAGCUUCCCUUCCUAUUGUAGGGUUUUGUUUGACCGAGUUCUUGGUUUGAAUAUGUUUGUGAUUGAACAUCUGGUUUUGUUUGAAUCAAUAUAAAUACAUAAGCUGGUUGGUAUUUUUGUGGAGA